UGUUGUCGCUGAUCGACAAUCGGAGGUAGAGUCCUCUAAUCUUUGUAAGAACCGGAUCAACCAUGUCUGUUAUCCGCUGAUGAUCCGUCGACCAUUUCACUAGACUCCAUCCUGGCUGGAGCUACUGAACGAAACACCGACAUCUUGGCCGUUUCGGCUCCAAACUGCCCCCUAAAAACAUCCAUCUUCCCCUCCGGAGAGGGUCAUCUUUGAGGGUUUAACUCAGCGACAUCAUCGGUAAUGGCAGAGCAUCUGUCCCAGAGUGAGCUGGACUACCCAUUCAAACUUCUGGAGUAUUUCAAUGGCUUCAGGGUCUCAAAGGUGAUCUUUUCAGCCUGUGAGCUCGGAGUGUUUGACCUCCUGCUGAAGUCCACGGAGCCACUGAGCGCCGAGCAUGUGGCCCACGAGCUGGACACCAGUGUGGACGGGAUGGAGAGGCUCCUGGAUGCACUGGUGGGCAUCGAGAUCCUGGAGGUGGAGAACAAGGACGGGACAGCUCUCUACAGCAGCAGUGACGUGGCAAACUUGUACCUAGCCAAAGGAAGCGCCAAGUCUCUUCAUGACAUGAUCAUCUACCAAUCACAGACCAUCUACCCGCUGUGGAACAACAUGGUGGACGCUGUCAGAGAGGGGAAGAAUCAGAAUGAAAAGACCUUUGGGCUCCCAUCAGAGGAGGUUUUCCAGGCUAUCUACAGAUCAGAGGAGGAGAUGCUGAAGUUCAUGGGUCUGAUGAACUCCUCCUGGGUUCUGGAUGGACACGACAUAGUGACGGCAUUUAACCUCUCCUGCUUUCAGAGCAUCAUUGAUCUAGGAGGUUGCACUGGUGCUCUUGCCCGUGAGAUGGCGAAGGCGUAUCCGUCCUCCUCAGUCGCAGUGUUUGACCUCCCGCAGGUGGUAGAGACGGCUCAGAAACAUUUCUCACAGGAAAACGACACUGUUGUGUUUCAAAGUGGAGAUUUCUUCAGUGGUGAAAUCCCUCCAGCAGACCUUUAUGUGCUUGCCAGAAUCAUCCACGACUGGCCUGAAGAGAAGUGUCUGACCCUCCUAAAGAAGAUCUUUGACACCUGCAAACCAGGCGGCGGCGUCCUGCUGGUAGAAGCCAUGUUGUUUGAGAACAGAAGAGGACCUGUCAUGGCUCAGAUCUUCUCCCUGAACAUGUUGGUGCAGGCAGAAGGUCGGGAGCGUCCGCCCUCCGAGUACACGCACAUGCUCACAAAGACCGGCUUCAGCAACGUCCAGGUGUGUCGGACCGGAAAGUCCUAUGACGCCAUCCUGGCCACCAGAUGAACUCAAACUGAAACAAGGACGGAUGAGGGAAAAACCUGGAAAAGAAAGGGGAGUUGGAGUUUGAAAAAAAAAAAAAACAUAAGCUUUGAGGCGGAGGCCUAAAAACUGUUGGCGGUGUCCGUUUAUGUUUUGGUCGGCCCCCAUAACAUUUCUGGAUACUAUGACAAAAUUGUACAGAUUUUCAAGUCUCAAACUAAAAACAAGCUGCUGCUAAAAGUCAUCUUUCUUUUAAGAAUCCUUGCUGUUAGAACAAAAUACUGUGAACACAUUUCUUCAUAUAAGCGAGGAAAUCGCUACUCCAGACAAAGUUGAAACUUUCCCUUUAAUUUAAAUUCAAUUGAAAAGAGUAGUUUGUUUUUAAGAAACUAAAUGCUGAUGUAGUUUCUUGCUGGGAAUAAAAAAACAGACUGGAAUCACUCUUAUGUAUACAAGUUUGAUGCAAAAAUAGCAAGCAGCAAUUUAGCUUAGCCUAGCAUAGAGAUAAAAAUAUGGCACAGCGUGGCUACUCAGCUUAAAAGCAGGAGUUACACAAAACUCAAGGGUUAAAAAAAUACAAAUUAUUGAUUAUAUAGUGAGUCCUGUGUAUCUUUUUCAAGUGAUUUAGUAAUGUAUGAAUUUAAAAGAGCUCUCAAGGGAAGGACCAAAUGUAGUUUCACCAUCCAUACACAGUGUUUUAAAGUUUAAAAUUAGGGCGGUCAAUCGAUUUAAUUCUUUAAUUGCGAUUAAUCCCCUGAUUUUUGUAGUAAGUCACGGACAAUCACAUUCUUUUUCAAAAUGCAUUUCAAAAUGCCACUAUUUUGCAUUCAAACUGGUUUUUAUGUUUGUUUAGAUUUUUCUACUGUUUAAAACUGAGGGUAAUUUUGGACUUCCUGUUUGGAUACAGAUAUGCUUUUCUAGGAAGAUUUAAUUAUUUUUACGUCAACUUAACCAUGGAAAAAGGAACUUGUUAUGGACUGAAAGGGAAAUAAGUGAACAGGAAAAAGCUAAGUGUUUGUAAGAUGACUUUAACUUGUCCACUGAAAUAUAUUUUAAUUUUUCAAAGUAAAAGGAGACAGUAAAGGUCACAUAUUAUGCAAAAUACACUUUUUCAUGCUUUUCUAAAAAACAUAUGUGCCCCAGGCCUGUUCACAAUACCCCCAAGAACCAGAACCCCCUCACAUACAAUUUCACAAAAUUUGUCCGGAAACAAGCUGUUCUCAAAUUUUCCCCUCAUGAUGUCACCUGGGGAGUUAGCCCUGCCCCCAGGUUCGGUUGGCCCUCCCUGCUUGGAGUAAAGCUCCACUCCCCUCUCCUGAUCCUGCUUUCAGCUGCCAGCUGAGAGCAGGAUCAGGAAAGCCACAUCCAUUUCCUGAGAGGGGCGGAGUCAGAUAGCUCAUUUAUAUUUAAAGCCA
Messenger RNA from Cheilinus undulatus (humphead wrasse), 2678 nucleotides. It is a transcript of the gene asmt2, whose product is annotated as acetylserotonin O-methyltransferase 2. The coding region runs from base 241 to 1287 and encodes 348 amino acids. Gene Ontology annotation, molecular function: O-methyltransferase activity. The record is from RefSeq and is a predicted model, not a curated record. Lineage: Eukaryota; Metazoa; Chordata; Actinopteri; Labriformes; Labridae. The transcript is spliced from 9 exons.